Messenger RNA from Apis cerana (Asiatic honeybee), 4499 nucleotides. RefSeq names its product actin related protein 1. The record is from RefSeq and is a predicted model, not a curated record. Lineage: Eukaryota; Metazoa; Arthropoda; Insecta; Hymenoptera; Apidae.
UUUUAAUAAACUUUAUUUUAAAUAUGAUUUCCAUUAAUGAUUGCAAAUAUAAGAAAGUAUCAAAUCUCAAUGACAAAUGUUUCAAUUUGCAUUAAGUAAAAGAAAAUGUUGACCAUUCCAAAGUAUACAUAUAACAAAACUUUUUCUGACUCAUACCUACUGCCGGUACACACAUACACAAAGAACAUGAUAAUCUUCGCAUACAUUGAUAUGUUCACUACUACAAACAGCUCUGACGGUUAGUCAGGAAAGCCCUUACGCUAGUAUACGCUUCCAGAAGGCAUUAUGCUCCCCGUAUCGUACAGUUUGAAGCGGCAUUUGGAGAAUCUAGCCGGCAGCCGGCCAACGGACCAAUCAGCGAGCCGCUUUCGUUUUAUGCCCAUAUAUGGCAAGAGCUGUGAAUUCAAGUAGUGGGGGAAGUCGGACGAAUCCAUUCCGGAAAUAGGGGUGUAGCCAUAUAACAAUAUUAAAUAAUAUAAUUUUAAAAUAAAAGUAUGAUCAUUAAAUUUUUAAUUUUUCAAAUUUUCAUUGCUUAAUGAAUUAUAUUUAUGCAUAAAUUUGAGAAAUAAAACGAAAAAAUAGAGGUAUCAGAUAAUUUAGAGCAUUUACAGCGUGUAUACCGACCACACCUUUGGGCGAGUCUACAUGACACGGUACCGGCCACGAUCGUGCUCACAGUGUUCGCAACUCGCGGCUCUCGAGUCUCGCUUCGUCGUGCCGAUAGUAUUCUUGCGGUGUCUCUUUGCCGAUCAGCGAUCGAGUACUUUGUUGGUUACCUUCUAUUCUAAAAGGUAAGUAAUAUACUAUUUAAUAUAUUAAAGUUCAAGUUUAGCAUUAAUUUAACAUAUUUCACGAUGAUCUAUCAUAAUUUUAACGGCAAAAAGAUCGAGGACACACGCCGGUUGAUGAGCAGCCAUGAUGGCAGGGCGUUGCUCUCUCCAUUUUUGACUUUCGAUGUAGCCUCUAUUUGUUUGAAGAAUUCAUUUCUACUAAUAUUAUUUUGAAAAUGGGGAAUAUACUGUGACGAUCCGACAGGUUGUCGUUGUCAAGUGGUUCCUGACGUAUACGCAGUGCAAGGCAGGUGGUCGCGACGUGGUCGUUUAUUAAUAGCAGUACUCUGUACGGUGUUACAGAACCUGCGAUUAUGCUUGCUCGAACAUGAAAUACAGCAUAAAUCUGUCAUCGGUUGAGAAAUUAAAAUGCUAAAUAUAGAAAUUACUAUAACAUUUUUAUCUCAUAUAAUAUUCUUAUAAUACUAGAUUUAAAUACUUAUAUUUGAGUGUUUAAAAGUAAUUAUAAAUUCAUUUAUUUUAAAAAACAUGUAUAAAAUAGUUAAGAAACUUAGCGUUUAUAAAUAUUUUGCAUUCUAGAUAGAACUAAAAAUAUAAACUACUUAUUUCAUAUAUUUUGUAAAAUAUAAUUUAUUAAUUAAAUCAAUAAAAUAUAUGAAUUAGUUAAAUAGUUAAAUCCUUUAAAUUUUUUUAUAAUACUUUAUUAAAAUUAUUGAUAUUAAAAAAUAUAUAAAUUUUUAUAUUAUAAAAUAUCGAUAAAUUUUUUAAAAAUUUCGUUUACACAAUUAUUUUAUAUAUUUAUUAAAAAUCAAUAGAAAUAUUGAAAUUAUACAAAAUAAUGAUUUAUUAAUUGGAUGUAAAAAAUCGACUGACAUUGAAUGUGAUCAAACUGAACUUACAUAGUAAGGAGAGGGAGAAAAAUAUUGGCAAGAUCGGAGAUGUGCGGUUCGGUCAAUUUGGCGGAUGCAUUCACGAAGGGUGGUGAGACACACUUAAAAUGGUUAGAGAAGGGCACAGGAGGGGCAGAGGGGGUAAACCCCUCCGUGGCAGAGCACUUCCAUAUAUGGUAAAGAAAGCCAGGAUUGGCUGAGGGUGUCCUGCCCUUAUUGGCCGAUUGCUUAGUAGUGGGGGGUCGACGACUGUGUUCAUAUAAUACACUGCAAGCCGGCUGUCAGCUACACUCUGUGUUUGGUGCUAGAUCGGUCGGCAGUGUCACAUCCAAAGAUCCAAGCUCCCUAACUUGUACAUAACUUUUUUUUUAUAUAAAACGAAAAAUAUAAACCAAUAAACUAAACAUGUCUGACGAAGAAGUUGCUGCACUCGUAGUUGACAAUGGCUCCGGUAUGUGCAAAGCCGGUUUCGCCGGAGACGACGCACCACGCGCCGUUUUCCCAUCUAUCGUCGGAAGACCACGCCACCAGGGUGUCAUGGUUGGCAUGGGACAAAAGGAUUCCUAUGUUGGUGAUGAAGCCCAAUCAAAAAGAGGUAUUCUUACCUUGAAAUACCCAAUUGAGCAUGGUAUUGUUACCAACUGGGAUGAUAUGGAGAAAAUUUGGCAUCACACUUUCUACAAUGAACUUCGAGUGGCUCCCGAAGAACAUCCGGUACUUCUUACUGAGGCACCUCUGAACCCGAAGGCUAAUCGUGAAAAGAUGACACAAAUUAUGUUUGAAACGUUUAACACUCCUGCUAUGUAUGUCGCCAUUCAAGCUGUACUUUCACUAUACGCUUCUGGACGUACUACUGGUAUUGUAUUGGAUUCGGGUGACGGUGUUUCGCACACUGUACCAAUUUAUGAAGGAUAUGCUUUGCCUCAUGCUAUUCUUCGUUUGGACUUGGCUGGCCGUGAUUUGACCGACUACCUCAUGAAGAUCCUUACAGAAAGAGGAUAUUCUUUCACUACUACGGCCGAACGUGAAAUUGUUCGUGACAUUAAAGAAAAACUCUGUUACGUUGCACUUGACUUUGAACAGGAAAUGGCAACCGCUGCAUCAUCCUCAAGCUUGGAAAAGAGCUAUGAACUUCCAGAUGGUCAAGUAAUUACUAUUGGUAACGAAAGAUUCCGUUGUCCUGAGGCUCUUUUCCAACCAUCCUUCCUAGGAAUGGAAGCUUGCGGCAUUCAUGAGACAACAUAUAAUUCAAUUAUGAAGUGCGAUGUCGAUAUCCGUAAAGAUUUAUAUGCCAACACUGUCCUUUCUGGAGGUACCACCAUGUAUCCUGGAAUCGCAGAUAGAAUGCAAAAAGAAAUCACUGCCCUAGCACCAUCCACCAUGAAAAUUAAGAUCAUCGCGCCACCCGAGAGGAAAUAUUCCGUAUGGAUUGGUGGAUCAAUUCUUGCUUCUUUGUCCACGUUCCAACAAAUGUGGAUCUCUAAACAAGAAUACGACGAGUCUGGACCAUCCAUUGUCCACAGGAAGUGCUUCUAAGCACAUAUUUGAUAUUCUCCUUGCAUACUCAUUCCCCGAAUCCCGAAAGCGGCCUCUGUCUCGUUUCACAGGCGGACGUAACAUCAACUUCCGCAAUAGUAAUUGUCCUUUGGUUCUUCCGGGGCGAAGAUAACUUUUUUCGAUUCGGAUGCACGUGGGACAUAAUUAGCGCAGAGGCAAUCCAUUCAUUUUCAUUUAAUUAAACACUAUUGUAUCUUAAACGUACUCCCUGAAUUCCUAAGUACCCUUCUAUCCUAUCGAAUCCUUUAUAUUAUACAGGGUGCUAGGAUACUUUUGGAAGAAUAUCUUUGCAAGAUUAAUUUUAAAUAUCAAAUCAAAUACAAAAGUUAGUAUAUAAAAAAUGUUGAUUGAGGCUUAUUUAUUAAUUUAUAUACAAUUUCAGUUUGUAUUAGAUGAAUUGAGACGAUUCUUUCUCCGUCGUUCACAUUGUCGACUUACUCUGUUUCCGUCUCGCUUUAUCUGGCAUAAAUUUAAAUUGCUUAUGAUUUAAUAAAUAAGUCUCAACCGACACUUUUUGUAUAUCAACUUUUGUAUUUAUUUUGGCUUUUUGAAUUGACCUUACAAAGCUAUCCCAUGAAUAUAUUAACACCCUGUAUCUUCAAAUAACAUUGCCUAUGGUAGCAUCUUAGCUAACCACCCUCACGAAAAACAUUUUUCUUAUUAUCAUCGCGAUAUUUCACCUUACAAUCGAAAUAAUAAUUUUGUUCUUUUCUUUAUCGAACAUGCUAUAUAUACAUAUAUAUAUAUAAAUAUUUGCCAAUUUUUAAUAUUCGCGAGUUUGAGCAGAAGAAAACUAUUAUAUAAAUUAUUUUGGAAUAUUGUUCGAUGCAGAAUGGAAUCGUUGUGCGCAUCCUUAAUGCACGAAAGAUCUUUUAGUUUGGUAUCCUCCAAUUAAAUGCAUUCCGCUAUUUUACUCCGCCGAUAUUUAAGGACAUUUAUGUCAAUCCUUCGAGAAUUCAUCAUUCCCAGCGGAGAUAGGCCUUUCUUAAUCAUAUCUUUUUUUUUUACUGUUACCGAUCGUUGAGGGAAAAGAUGGCUCUUUCCUUUCUUUUUUUUUUAAAUAAUGGGGGAGACCGCUGACCCAGAAAAAUAUCCCACAAACGCUCGCUCAAACGAAUAAAAAAGACACGGUUUCGACCCCGCAAGCGUAGCCAAAGUAUUAUAAUUUAUUCCCAUUGUAUUGUGCAAGACCAUUCACGUACACAUCUUAAAGACUACUUUAGACUUAUGGGAUUAUAAAAUAAAACUCUUAAAAACAUUA